Labrus bergylta (ballan wrasse) is the source of this 2681-nucleotide messenger RNA. RefSeq names its product adrenoceptor alpha 1D (gene adra1d). NCBI's taxonomy places the organism in Eukaryota, Metazoa, Chordata, Actinopteri, Labriformes, Labridae. Gene Ontology annotation, biological process: adenylate cyclase-activating adrenergic receptor signaling pathway; positive regulation of cytosolic calcium ion concentration; positive regulation of vasoconstriction. Gene Ontology annotation, molecular function: alpha1-adrenergic receptor activity. The record is from RefSeq and is a predicted model, not a curated record. Gene Ontology annotation, cellular component: plasma membrane.
UGGGAAAGCAUCGUAUGGCAGAAAUACGUGGACAUGGAUCUGAAUUUAGUAUCUUUGUCAUUUUCAUUUGAUCAAUAGGACACAGUUCUCCCUCCAAAAUAUGGAAGUUUUGUUUUUUUUUCCAACAGUUUCCUACUAAUUCCUGAUUUUCUAUUAGGGAUUUUUUCUUCAUUGUUUAAGUGUUUCAAAUUGCGUCUGCGAGCACUCUGACGGCAUAGACUGAAAACAAUGUCCGACUCACUGCUUUGUACAAACAACAAACUCUAAAGUUGUCUUUAUGGCGUUUCAAAAUGACAGACUCUAACUUGAGGAACGAAAGCAACAAUGGGAUCUAUUUUGCUGAAUCUCUCAACGGAACGGUCUUGGACCAAAUAUCUCCAAACGACAGCACCCCGACCUGCACGAACUUCGCAAUGGACCCACAUGUUGUCGGGGUUGGGGUCUUUCUCUCCGUUUUCAUUUUGGUGGCAAUUGUUGGGAACAUUUUGGUCAUCUUAUCUGUGGUGUGCAACAAACAUUUGCAGACUGUCACAAACUUCUUCAUUGUGAACUUAGCCAUGGCAGACCUGCUGUUGAGCAUUAUCGUGCUGCCUUUCUCUGCCUCUCUGGAGGUGCUGGGAUGCUGGGUGUUUGGCCGGAUUUUCUGCAACAUCUGGGCAGCGGUGGAUGUGCUCUGCUGCACCGCAUCCAUCCUCAGCCUCUGCAUCAUCUCCGUGGACCGGUACAUAGGGGUCAAACACUGCCUGAAAUAUCCCAGUAUUAUGACAGAGAGGAGGGCAGUGGCUAUUUUGAUUCUAGUGUGGGUGUUAUCCACGAUUAUAUCUGUGGGACCGCUCCUGGGAUGGAAGGAACCUCCGCCAGUGGACGAACGCGUCUGCAGAAUCACAGAGGAGCCAGGCUACGCGCUCUUCUCCUCGCUCUUCUCCUUCUACCUCCCGCUUAUGGUCAUUCUCUUCAUGUACUUCAGAGUCUAUGUGGUGGCACGAAGGACUACUAAGAGCCUCGAAGCGGGCGUCAAAAGGGAGAGAGAUAAGUCGAUGGAGGUGGUGCUCCGGAUUCACUGCCGCAGCGUGCUGGAGGACGUGCGCACGCCGAGCGCAAAAAGUAGCAAAAACCACCCGUUUAGAAGUUCGCUCUCUGUGCGGCUGAUGAAGUUCUCCAAAGAGAAAAAGGCUGCUAAAACCCUCGCCAUCGUUGUUGGGAUGUUCAUACUGUGUUGGCUGCCUUUUUUCUUCUUUCUGCCCAUGGGUUCCUUCUUCCCAGCACUGAAGCCAUCUGAAACCGUCUUCAAGGUGAUCUUCUGGCUGGGAUACUUCAACAGCUGCAUCAACCCGGUCAUCUACCCCUGCUCCAGCAAAGAGUUCAAGCGCGCUUUCACCCGGCUCCUCAGGUGCCAGUGCCACAAAAGACAGAGAGUCCUGCGUCGCUUCUAUGACCAGAGGUGGCGGACAGCUGUCAAGGGAAUGACAAGGGAUCAGAGUGGGGACUACAAUGCUGGCUACACUGUGAACGAAACCUUUGGCAGCUCUAUGUUUCAAAAGGGGAAAGGGCGCUCGCUCCGUUUCAAAAGAUGGAGCCUUUUUCCGCCGCUGCAGAAAUCCUCCUUCCAGUUUAAAGAGAAAGUGAACAAUCUGUCAAAUAAAAUCAAAGGGAGUACGGGGAAAAGCAGCACACCUGCAGUGGGUCGGAUUGAUAUAGUAGACACAGUCUCCAUGGGGAUUUACAACUCCUGUGAGCAGAGCACUUAUCAGUUCUAUGAUCUGGCAGACUGCUACGGCCUGAAAGAGACUGACAUUUAGGGAGGCGCAAGAGAAUCUUUUAUUUAUUUUCAAAGGGUCACAUUGGAACAACAUGCAAAAAAAGACUCCGAUAGGGCAUAAUUCUGUCUACACUAAAUGUCUGAGAAUCAAAGUGGAAUAAAAGCCGCAGAUCUAGGAAUGAUGGCUGGAUCCCAACACAAACAAGACAAACUUGAUCUCAAACUGAUACUCCCAUCAUGUUUAUUCAGAUCUAACCUCUGAUGAGCUGCUGACUCAAAAGCAAACAAGGUCUCAGACUUCGUCAGACUACUGUCACUUGAAAGAUUGUGUACGGACAAAACACAGCCAACAACUGACAGAUGUUCACACGUUCUGCAGUUAAAGUCUCAAUUUUUUUUUUUACUUUACACAAGUCGCCAUGUCUUUAAAUCUGACCUAGGGGACUAUUAUUGGAAGAAUGCUGUUAUUUUGAUGUUCAUCUUAUUCUAAACAGAAUAUACAGCUGAAAUAAAACAAAGUAAAGCUAUAACAAAUCAUUUAGGGUCAAAGUUACAUUUUUGAUUUGAUCAAAUAUGAAUUUUCAGAAUUCAAUUUAUUUGUCUGCAAUUUUUUUUCCUGUUUUGACAAGGCAUUGUGUGGAUCAGAGGCAAGCUCAGAAUAAAGAUGCUGCAUAUUAUUUAUUCAAACGGAUUUAUGACUCAACUUGGCAUUGAUAUAUGUUUGUAUGAAUUCAAAUCCAUUAGUCUACCUUUCUGUAACUUUUUGCUCUUAGUGAGUGGUGAUGUGAAAUUAACAUUGUUUUUUUUUGUAUUUUCUGAUGUUUGUUCAUGUCUGACCCAAAAAAAAUAAAAGUGGAGAGAAACAAUGUUGAGCUAAUGAUGAAGUUAACCAGUCACCAUCACUGUGAUUUGAUUCAUGAUU